CUCAUUCGAUGGAGUUACAAAUAUCUAAUCAACUACUACAAAUAAUAGUUAAAAAUAUAAUAAUCUGACGCAUCAAAAAUAUCGUUGCUUCCGCGAUUUCUGAUACUACUUAUCAAACAUCUUUGGUUUUGCAUUGUUAUAAAAGAUCUGCCGAUAAAAACAGUUCCGAACGCCAACAAUUUGCAGAUCAUCGCGAUUCGUCAAUUUCAACGACGUGACUUUUCUCCAUACUCACACACAUAAAAGCAAAAUUAAAAAUAAACAUGAGUUUACAGUGGACACUCGCUGCCGGUUUUCUCUAUAUCGAAAUUGCUAUAGUUCUUCUUUUGGUAUUACCAGUAGCUUCGCCAACUAGAUGGCAAAAGUUCUUCAAAUCUCGCUUUUUACAAAGUAUAACUAACCAAGCUUCCCUUUAUUUUAUAAUCUUACUUGGUGUCUUGGUUCUUUUUCUAUUGGAUGCUAUACGAGAAAUGCGAAAAUAUUCCAAAAGUGGAGAUCACGCUGAUCAUCAUUUAAAUUUAGAAUUGCAAGAAAAUAUGCGAUUGUUUCGUGCACAGAGGAAUUUCUAUAUAUCCGGCUUUGCGCUAUUUUUGAGUUUGGUGAUACGACGUCUUAUCACUUUGAUAUCCACUCAAGCUACAUUACUGGCGCAAAAUGAGGCAGCCAUGCGGCAAGCUCAAUCUGCGACCAGCACAGCCAGAAGUUUAUUGUCCCAGAGGACAACUGGAGAAAGUGCACAGAAUGAUUCUAAUGAAGCACAUGACAAACAAGUUUCAGAAUUGAAAAAUCAGAUCAAAGAAUUGCAAGCUAAAAAUCUGGAACUUGAAAAUAAUUUGACUAAAGAGAAAAAAGAUAAAGAAGCAUUAAAGUCACAGGCAGAUUCACUUGCAAAAGAAUAUGAUCGUUUGACUAAUGAGCAUGCAAAACUGCAGCAAUCGAGUGGCGAUAAAAAAAGCGAUUAAACAUGAAUAUUUUUUUCUGUUUUCUUUUUAUUCUAUGUUUUGCUCAUAUUAAGCCUAAAAUAUUGUCAUGUUAUAUUUUGUGUUCCAUAAUUUGAACAAGAUCCGCAUUUCACAAGUUAUUGUUGACAUAUAUUUACAAGUUUCAUUAAAAUGUUGUAUAUAAAAAUAUUAAUAUUGUAAUGUGCCUCGUAAUAUAUACUAUCAUCCUUUUUCCAGUUUUGUGCACUUUCUGCAUAUAAAAGCCUAUAUUUUAUGCGUCCAUAUUUUGUGAUUUAUAAUAUUCUUAUAUGUAAGUUAAUUAAAAUUUAUAGGUUAAAAAAUUUUAUAAAUAAAAAAAAUUAAUUUAUAUUUUUUUGCAAAACUGAUACAAAUUUUAAUAGUAAAUGUUAAUUUUUAUCAUUUUACACUAUAUGAAAAUGAUUUCAAUCUCUUGUUAAAUACUGCAUAUAAUGUCAUACAUUUGGUAAGUAUUAGUGUAUAAAUAGAAUAUUUUACACAGUUUAGAUAUUAUAUUUCAAAUGAACUUCCAAUCUUGCAUUUGCAACAUUUUCAUUUUAUAUUUACUCUUACAAAAUCGUAUAUUAAUAUUAUUUUAGAUAAUGCUAUACUGUUGUAGACCGUUAUUUAGGUCAUAUACCCCAGAUUAUGCUGUAUAUAUUUUAAUCUAUGAAUAGAACUGUACUAAGAAUCUCAAAAUAACAA
Molecule: messenger RNA, 1664 nt
Organism: Cataglyphis hispanica
Lineage: Eukaryota; Metazoa; Arthropoda; Insecta; Hymenoptera; Formicidae
Product: B-cell receptor-associated protein 31
Exons: 3
Coding region: 264-962 (232 amino acids)
Biological process (GO): endoplasmic reticulum to Golgi vesicle-mediated transport; intracellular protein transport
Cellular component (GO): endoplasmic reticulum membrane; endoplasmic reticulum
Source: RefSeq, a predicted model, not a curated record